AUGUCUACCUCAGCUAUCACUGAAAAGUCAUUAACAUCUACCACUUCCUCCUUACUGACAGCUACAGCCAGUUCAGCUACUACUAAAACAUGUACUUCCAAAGUUGUGGAAACUAUAUCCACCACCACCCCUGCAGCAGUAACUAUGGCUACCUCAGCUAUCACUGAAAAGUCAUUAACAUCUACCACUUCCUCCUUACUGACACCUACAGCCAGUUCAGCUACUACUAAAACAUGGUCACUAAACCCAAACACCACCUUAGUUUCCAGUGGAACACUGUCAACAACACUUGCUACUACCUCUACACCAACAACUAGAGAAAUGUCAAUUGAGAAGACAUGCAGCUAUAAUGAACAGACAUACAAGGCAGGGGACAAAUGGACAGAUCCUGCCCAUCCCUGCAAGUCAUUUAGCUGCAGCAAAGAAGGGAUUCAGACUGAGACUAAAGUCUGUCCCAAAGAAAGCUGCCCCGAGGAGGACAGAAUUUGGGAUGACCAGCACUGCUGUUAUACAUGUAAAAGGGGCUGUGUUCCCAGGGUGUCCAGCUUCAACAUCACCAUAGAAAACUGUUCUACUGUAAUACAGAUACCCGCGUGCCAGGGACAAUGUUCGUCUCAAUUGAGGGUGCUGGUGUUAAAUGGUGACUUGAUAUUGCAGCAGGAGCGCAAAUGCUGCGUGGAGCAGAACUCAGAGAGGAAAUCGAUGACCCUGCACUGCUCUGACCUGACUACCAGACAAUACGCUUACAAGCACAUCACCAGCUGUGUGUGUGAAUCUUGCAGCAGGAUCUGAAAUGUAGAGCUAGCAAAACCAAGAUGAAGCCAUUUGAAAUCAUUAGAUUAAAUAGAAUUCAAAUCUAAUU
This is a messenger RNA of Pelmatolapia mariae (spotted tilapia), 862 nucleotides long. Its product is annotated as apomucin-like. The record is from RefSeq and is a predicted model, not a curated record. NCBI's taxonomy places the organism in Eukaryota, Metazoa, Chordata, Actinopteri, Cichliformes, Cichlidae. The coding region runs from base 1 to 792 and encodes 263 amino acids. The transcript has 7 exons.